This is a messenger RNA of Anolis carolinensis (green anole), 3915 nucleotides long. It is a transcript of the gene c1h2orf69, whose product is annotated as chromosome 1 C2orf69 homolog. The coding region runs from base 130 to 1275 and encodes 381 amino acids. The record is from RefSeq and is a predicted model, not a curated record. NCBI's taxonomy places the organism in Eukaryota, Metazoa, Chordata, Lepidosauria, Squamata, Anolidae. The transcript is spliced from 2 exons. Gene Ontology annotation, cellular component: mitochondrion.
GUGAGGAGUGGGCGGGACGCAUUUGGGUUGGCGGCGCGAGCAGCCGUUGGAGGGCCGGGCGCGAGGAGAAGGGGUGUGCGCGCAUGCGUGCCGAGAAGGCUCUCCUGAGGGGUCGUUAGUGGAGUCUUCAUGAGCCGGCGCUGCGCCGCUGCCGCCGCCUCCGUCCUGAGGGGCCUCGUGGGCUCCGCCGUCCUCUGCCUGGCGCGGAGCACGGCCAGCAUGAGCCUGCGGGGGAAGGCGCCGGCGGCCUGCCUUUCGGGGCCCUCCUCCCCUUCCUCUUCCUCGGCGCCUCCGCGGGUGAAGCUCCCCUGGCUGCGCCUGCCGGAAGUGCCGGGCGCCGAGCCCGCCAAGACCAACGACGUGCUGCUGCUCCUGCCAGACGACGGCCCUCUCAAGGCGCCACCUCAGCAUCACGUCGUCUACUUUCCCGGGGACGUGCAGAACUAUCAUGAAAUUAUGAUUUGCCAUCCAGAAAAUUUCCAGUGGGAACAGUGGUGCUUAGAAAACAUUGCUGCUAUUCUUGGCCGUCGUUUCCCUGGCAGUUACAUCUGGGUUAUAAAAUGUUCCCGUAUGCAUUUGCACAAAUUUAGCUGCUAUGAUAAUUUUGUGGCAAGUAAUAUGUUUGGAGCACCUGAGCACAACGCUGACUUUGGAGCCUUCAUGCACCUUCACGCAUUGUUACUUAAUGCAUUUAAACUUGCUCAAAAUAUUUUGCUGUCUCAAAAAAGUAUGCAUGAUUUCCCCAAGGAUACAAAGCCACCUACCUGUGAAUUGCCUCCUGUUGCUACGACUAAUGGAUGUCCAAGAGGAGAAAGGGAGAGAGACUGUGAAUACUUUGGCUAUUCUUCUCUGGGCUUUAUUGAACCUUCUGUUGUUGGUGGAGCGUCAUUUACUUUAAUCGGAUUCAGUAAAGGUUGUGUUGUCUUGAAUCAAUUACUUCAUGAACUAAAGGAGGCAGAAAAGGACAUGGACAUAUGUGCCUUCAUAAAAAAUAUAAAAGCAAUCUACUGGCUGGAUGGUGGUCAUUCUGGAGGAAGCAAUACGUGGGUGACAUACCCUGAUGUGCUGAAAGACUUUGCACAGACUGGGAUUUCAGUUAAUGCUCAUGUCACACCAUAUCAGGUCUUCGAUACAAUGCGGGCAUGGAUUGGGAAGGAGCACAAGAAAUUUGUACAAAUUCUUCAUGAGCUUGGUGUAAAUGUAAACAGCAAACUUCAUUUUGCUAAUGAAGCACCUUCCCUAGAAAACCAUUUUAGAGUUCACGAAGUAUUCUGACACUAUAAUAUCAAAGUACUGAAGUAGAUUAAAAGAUAUCUUUAGCAAUUUGAGAAUUUGCUUUCUCCUAAGUCAUGAAAAGUGAAAUACUUCAAUGUGUGCUAAUGUUUACUUUUUCGGGCACACCUCGAUUAAAACCCAGUCUUACGUUGAUUUUGUAAUUGGAGAGCCACAACAGAAACUCAUGGCUUCAAGAUAAAUUAUCUUGUUCUAAUCAAGAGAGCAAGAUGUCUGAGGAAAAGCAACACUGAUUUGCCUGAAACUGUUUAUGUCAGAUGGAAAACUUCCUUGAUGUUUGGUUUACUUACAUUUAUUUAUUUAAAACAUAUUCCGCCCUUCUCACCCCGAAGGGGACUCAGGGCGGAGCACAACAUAUAUACGGCAAACACUCCAUGCCAGGACAUAAAAUAAUUAUAAAUAUACACAAACAUUAAAAACAGUUAUAUCUACUUUAAAAUCAGCUAUUUAACCAACUUAGGACACCAUGCUGGCUCCGAUUACAUGGAUUUUUGUGGCCACAGUCUUCAAAUCCAUACUCCAAAACUAGUAUCUGAUUAUUCAGGAUCAUUUUAUUGGUUAAGCAUUUAUGAAUGGUUCUUUUUUAUUCAGAAAGAACUAUGGACAAAGUAUUUUGGCCCUGCAUUUCUAAUGCUGGGGCUUGGGUCUCUGUAGCACUUUGUCAUAUCACAAUCAAUGCAUAAGUUACAUAUUUUAAGGCAGCCUGAGUCUUUAAUGUAACAAAUAUGUUUCAUUUUCCUUGGGAAUUAAGGUGCACAACUGUCGGUACUAUUUGCAUUCUGAAGUUCCUAACCAUAGUUGGAACAUCUGCUAGUGAAUGAGGUGGGGGGCUUUUUGAGACAUUUAAUGACCACUAAAUAUCUGUUGUUUUUUACAUGACCAAGAAUGUAUAAUGCUAUUCCAAGUUUAACAUUCCCUAUAAGUUCUAAAACUUGACUUAAUUCAUAACAUAUUUUUGAACUUUGAUAUAUUGAGAUUUGUUAUAUCUAUUGUAAAAACUAUGGCAACAUAGGUUUUGUUGAAAAUUGUGUUGCAGGUACAUAUGGGAUCUUAACAUUGUAAACAGUGGUGAGUGUUAGAAUAGGAUGUGUAGCAUAAGCAUGUGGAAAAACUGCAGCAGUGAUUUACUGUCUGGCAACAAAAGAACAGAGGAGCAUAUAGAAUACAAACCACAGUAAAAAAAAAAACAUAAUAUCUGUGUGGUUAAGAAUUAAGAACAAUCACUAAAGUUAGUGUAGCAACAUUCAGUUAACAUGACUGAACAAUAUCUUUACAAAUUGUUUGAAAGUCAGUAUUUGCUAAGCAAUGUAUUCUGUGAAAUGGGAAUUAUCAAUAUAUAGAAUGAGUCUAAAUUUCUUAGUAAUGGAGGCUUUAUUUUUGAUCUCAGAAAGCUUACAUGAACAAUAUUAAUAUGGUAGAUUGAACAGUAAUUGGUCCGAAGCCAAUAUCUCAACUAAAAGUCAUUUGACACCACGGAAUUAAUCAUAACUUGUAACAUAAUAGCUUAGAUUAAAAUCUGCAUAAGUGCCCUAUGUUUCUGAGUGAAAGCACGUUCAGCUUUCUAUUUAACAGACUCAUUACAUUUCUGAUCAUAAGUAAGCUAUAGCCAUAUUGUAGCGUUUCAGCUUCAAAGGAGAAAGAGAGAAUUAAGUUUGAUACUGAAUGUGAAACAUCUUUUGCCUAUCUAUGAUGGGCAUUAGUCCCUAUUUAGUGGCUCUUUGCAUGUAUUUGGGAGAUUGCAUAUUGAUUCUGCUGACCUAUUCUCUUCAGUUCAUGGGUACAUGUUAGUGGAGCUGCAUAUAGAAGUAAGAGGAGAAACCAGCACACGUGGCUUUCCAUUCAAGUAUACAUAAAUCCAUGGAUUGGGGAUUAUAUAGCCUGGAUACGAGGAUGCUCAUACAUUCCUGUUAGUGUUGUUAAUUUGAGUUGCAUGUGGAUGGGAAGCAAGUGGAGGGAGAUUUGGUUUUAUUUUUAUUUCUAUUUUGCAUUUUUGGAAUUUUAAAACAAAAUUAUUUAAAAGUUUCCAUAUUCUUUAGGGAGACUUAUUUAUGAACCUUGUGACCAAAAUCUAGGGUUCUAGCAGUUAGAGACACUUGAAAGCAGAAGCUACUUUUAUCUGAGAAAAAGAAUUACGUUCCUAGGAUUGAGUAAGAUCCUGUUGUAUCUGUGUGAUGACAGAAUGGCACCCCUCUACUCUUCAGUCCUUAUCUACUCCAAAUCUGUCAUGGAACGUUGGGCAGAUUUUGGGGAAAGUACAUGAGAACUUGGAAAGGUCAUAUAUGUAGCACAGAUUAGAAAGUUGGGUUUCUGUGCCAAUAUAUGAGGUUUUCAAUGUGGCAUAAAACUGCUGCUGGACUUUGAAAGCUGUUUUUCUAAAUAAGCACUUUGGAGUUUGUUUGUUGCAAUAGGUGGUUUAAAGUUAUUCCUCUGUUGUUUUUUCUCCUAACAGAUAAGCUAGCUACUUUUUUGUUGUUUCUUGAAAUUAUUAAUAGGCUCUUGGGCUCUGCUUCUUUUCAUUACAAUAUCUGCAAAAUAUGCUGAAAAUGUUAUAAGUAAAAUCACUAUAACUGUAGAUGAAAUACAAAUAGUUCCAUAAUAAACCGCGGAUAUUGGGCAAAUUGA